This is a messenger RNA of Mus musculus (house mouse), 4288 nucleotides long. It is a transcript of the gene Dclre1b, whose product is annotated as DNA cross-link repair 1B. Gene Ontology annotation, cellular component: chromosome, telomeric region; nucleus; nucleoplasm. NCBI's taxonomy places the organism in Eukaryota, Metazoa, Chordata, Mammalia, Rodentia, Muridae. Gene Ontology annotation, molecular function: beta-lactamase activity; 5'-3' exonuclease activity; protein-containing complex binding. Gene Ontology annotation, biological process: telomere maintenance via telomere lengthening; telomere capping; protection from non-homologous end joining at telomere. The transcript is spliced from 4 exons. Bases 300 to 1925 code for a protein of 541 amino acids. The record is from RefSeq and is marked validated.
CUCCCCGCCGCCGCGCGAGCUUUGACAAUGUGGGGACUGGGCCCGAGCUCCAGCGCGCGGUUGUGAGUGAUGCUCUCCCGACUUCUUCCGCGUUGGGCGCUUUCAUCCUGAUCGUCCCGAGCGCGGCCACCUUCUUUUUUCUCACUCUGUCUACUAAUUCCGUUUCUGGGAUGGUUUUCCUUUAGGGCUUCUGGACUUGUUCCAGAGUCCACUUGUCAUUGGGACGCUGUCGUGGAAACCUCACUCAGGAGUGCGGUUCCCGCGAAGACCCCACUGGGUGACACCUCAACUCUGCCACCAUGAACGGGGUCGUAAUCCCCCAAACGCCCAUUGCUGUGGACUUUUGGAGCCUGCGCCGUGCCGGUUCGGCGCGGCUCUUCUUCUUAACCCACAUGCACUGUGACCACACGGUGGGUUUGUCUAGCACUUGGGCCCGGCCCCUCUACUGCUCUCCCAUCACUGCUUGCCUCUUGCAUCGUCGCCUGCAGGUGUCUAAGCACUGGAUCCGGGCCCUGGAGGUUGGCGAGAGUCAUGUAUUACCUCUAGAUGAAAUUGGGCAAGAAACCAUGACUGUAACGCUCAUAGAUGCCAAUCACUGCCCUGGUUCUGUCAUGUUUCUCUUUGAAGGAUACUUUGGAACAAUUCUAUACACAGGUGAUUUUCGAUAUACACCAUCCAUGCUGAAGGAACCUGCUCUGAUACUGGGGAAACAGAUUCAUACUUUGUAUCUAGACAACACUAAUUGCAAUCCAGCCCUGGUUCUUCCUUCCCGACAAGAGGCUACUCAGCAGAUUGUCCAGCUAAUCCGACAGUUCCCACAACACAACAUAAAAAUUGGACUCUAUAGUCUAGGAAAAGAAUCACUGCUGGAGCAACUAGCCCUUGAGUUUCGGACCUGGGUGGUAUUAAGUCCUCAACGCCUGGAGUUGGUACAGUUGCUGGGCCUGGCAGACGUGUUCACAGUUGAGGAAGAAGCCGGGCGCAUCCAUGCUGUGGACCAUACGGAGAUCUGCCACUCUGCCAUGCUUCAGUGGAACCAGAGUCACCCUACCAUUGCUAUUUUCCCCACAAGCCGGAAAGUGCGCAGCCCUCACCCCAGCAUCUACACCGUCCCGUACUCUGACCAUUCAUCUUACUCCGAGCUCCGUGCUUUUGUGGCAGCGCUGAGGCCUUGUCAGGUGGUGCCCAUCGUCCAUCAAAAGCCUUGUGGAGAGUUCUUUCAGGACAGCUUGAGUCCUAGGCUCGCUAUGCCUCUGAUUCCACACUCUGUGCAGCAGUACAUGAGUUCCUCCUCUAGGAAAACAAAUGUGCUUUGGCAGUUAGAAAGGAGGCUCAAGAGGCCAAGAACUCAGGGUGUUGUGUUUGAAUCCCCUGAGGAGAAAGCUAAUCAGGUUAAAGUUGACAGAGACUCAAAGAAGCACAAAAAGGAAAACCUCUCUCCCUGGGCUGGGCACCUUGAGAGGCUUUGCCCCCAUCCUCUGCAGGCCAGGAAGCAGUUGUUCCCAGACUUCUGCAGGAAAGAACGUGAUGAGCCAGUCCUCUUUUGUGACUCCAACAAGAUGGCGACUGUGUUGACUGCCCCACUGGAAUUCUCAGUGCAAUUACAACCUAUAGAUGAGUUUCUCUUUCCAGAAACCAGGGAGAAAAUUGGCUUAGAGUCCCCAUUGCUGUCAAGGGGAGACAGUGGCUCACCAGCGAGAGGGAACCAAAGUGACUGCGUAGGCUGUGGUUCUCCCCCGGCUCACAUUAGCAGAGCUGUUCCUCUAACUCCUGAGUCCAGGGGCCUGGCGCUAAAAUACCUUCUCACUCCAGUGCAUUUCCUCCAAGCAGGCUUCUCUUCCAGGAACUUCGACAAGCAAGUGGAAAAACACCAGAGAGUACAGCGUAGCAGUCCUGCAGUUCUGAGCCCGGUGGAUGUUGGCUAGUGACAGGAGGUGGCUUGCUGUCUUCCUUUAAAAGAACCCUGGGGCUCACCCCAGCAGCUCUUCUGAAGCUUUUCAUGAAGUCCUAGUGCCUAUGAGACCCGUAGCUUUAUAGUACACUAUAUUGUUUAUUUUAAUUUUAUUAUAUUUAAGAAACAGAUUUCAUUAUAAACUAUUCAGUGUUCAUAAGCACAUUAAAAGUUCUAAGAAGUUCCAUAGCAAUUUAAUUUGUUCCACUUGGUUUAACCCAGUUUUUCUCAAACCUUUAUCAACAUGCAGUUCGUUUUGUUUUUUGUUUUGUUUUGUUUGAGUGGAAAAAAUAGAGUCUGAAUCAAAAAGAACCAGUAUAUUGUUAUUAAAUUUGUCCUGUCCCCAUCCUCAAGUCCCAGAUAAAAGAUGUCGGUUAUUUGUUUUCAGAUUGUAAUUCAUGGUGCUGGAGGAUAAAGUAGGAGUCCUGUUCUAACCCUGACUGUCACUGACUUGCUGUGACAUGACCCUAACCAAGGAACUUCCUGUCUUUGCCUCUCGGAGCGAACAGGAAACCAUGAAGAGGCACUGAAACAGUGUUAGGAAAAUAACACCUUCCUUCUUCAUGAAGGGGUUUCGUAACUGUCAUGAGACAUCCAUCUGGAACAUAGCCAUUUGGAGGUUAGGCACCACGCACCAAGGGGGUACACGGAAUAAGCUGAACAUUAAGGGUUAGAGUAUGUCAGAGCUACUGGAUGCUUGGAGACACUACUUUGUUAAAGCUACAGGGAUCAAAUGUGCUGCCAGAUAUUCUCCAAUUGUUCACAUAGCUGGGAUUUUCCCCCCACCCCCACAAGUUUGAAUUAGGGAGCCAGAGCACAGAGCUUGUUUGUUUUAGUAUCCAGGGGAGAGACCAAGGAGCCAGCUGGCUGGAACGGGUCAGAGUGUGCAGUUCUACCCUGUCCUGCUCAUAACCUGACAAAAUGCCAAACCAAUAAGCAAGACAGCUGAUAGCACAGCCAUGAGGAAAUGCGGUCUGGGAGGGUGCAGGCGAGGAACGGCCUGGGCCUGGAACCUUGAGCCAUAGCAGUAAAGAAAGCCAUCUCUUACCCUUGGGGAGGAGGGAGGAGCUUUGCUACUUUAGGAGGGAGAAGUGAAGUUUAGUGAGCAAAAUAAGACUUUGCUCUUGGACACGCUGUACUCAGUUCUGUUUUUGUCAGUGACCUUACAAACCUCUAAGGGCUUCAUAGGAACUGCAGCAGGUGAGGCAUGUGGUUCAACAGGAAACCUGGACAUUGGCUGGCUGGAAUCCAGGGCACAUGGCAAAUUGUUUAAAUAGAGGAGCCUUACUCAGCUGUAAUGUGGGGGCUGGGAUGCCUACCUCUCAUGAUUGCUAUACAGAUUAUUGGUAAAAUUCCCUAGUUCAUUGCCUGGCACAUGAUUGGUUUUCGUAGCUAAAGGUGUAGCUUUGGUAGGAUGUGUGUUUAGCAAGCUGAAGUCUUGGGUUCUAUCCUGAGUUGUGUCCCCCCCCCCCCAAAAAAAAGCCUUUGAUCUUCUCUAUGAGAAUACAAAGUAAAAUGUCUUCCAUGUAGACUAGUUAAUGGGCAUUUUUUUUCUAGUCUUUCUGAGGAUAUAAAUGUUAGAUUUAUACAUUUUCAGAAUUAGGAUAAUUUACAUGUGUGUGUUACAUGUGUGUGUACACACAAAGGGUGCUGAACAGAUGGCCCAGUGGUUAAGAGCUCUUAAUGUGCUCUUGAAGAAAACCUAGGUUUGGUUUCCAGCACCAACAUCAAAUUGAUCAUAACUCAAGUUCCUCAGGUCUGAUGCCUUCUGACCUCUGAACAACUGCACACAACUCAUACAGUCUCACACAAUACACAUAAAUAAAAAUAAUUUUAAGUAAUGUUUUUAAAAGAUGUAUUUGUUUAUUUUAUGUAUUCAUAUACACUGUCACUGUCUUCUGAGACACCAGAAGAGGGCAUCAGAUCCUAUUCCAGGUGGUUGUGACCCACCAUGUGGUUGCUGGGAUUUGAACUCAGGACCUCUGGAUGAGCAGUCAGUGCUCUUAACCACUGAGCACUCCAGCCCUUAAAUAAUGUUUUAAAGGGCCAGUGAGAUGGCUUAGUGGGUAAAAGCACUUGCCACAUAAACUGGUGAGCUGGAUUCAAUCCCUAGAGCCCACAUAAAAAUGGAAAAGGAGAUCUGAGUGCAUAAGGUUGUCCUUUGGCUGCCAUGCUUGCCUAUAAACAGUACUAAAAAGGGGUGGGUAAGAAUAAUACUGUAUAUGAUUUUAGAUUCUGCAUUUUACUUAAUUCCUUAAUUGGAACUCAAAAUGCCAUUAUCAAAAAAUGCUUACCCAAAAGGAUGUAACUACAUGUUAAUAAAUCAUUCUCAUUCAA